Messenger RNA from Mytilus californianus (California mussel), 7013 nucleotides. Its product is annotated as leucine-rich repeat and IQ domain-containing protein 3-like. Gene Ontology annotation, molecular function: protein binding. Bases 107 to 2476 code for a protein of 789 amino acids. The record is from RefSeq and is a predicted model, not a curated record. NCBI's taxonomy places the organism in Eukaryota, Metazoa, Mollusca, Bivalvia, Mytilida, Mytilidae. The transcript has 6 exons.
AUUUAUCGUUGUUGCGGGCAACGUUUACAAAUGGCGGCCACUGGCCAAGGUGCAGAUGAUCAAGGUAAAGACCAGUAAGAUAGUCUGAAAAAAAACAACAGUCAACAUGGUUAGCAUACCUGACUGGUCGAAGUUCUCCCGGAUCCAUGACACCUUAAAAGAGCCGGGGAACAUACUGAUGAACAAGUACUACAAACAAAGGGAAGAAGAGACCAUAAAACUAGCGGAGGAACAUGGAUACUUCCUGGUCCCAACUCAGGGAUACUUAAUUAAACAUAUGGGUCCUUUGAAUGGGCGACGUGUAAAGGAUACAAACAAAAUAUAUCUUGUGAAGCUUGUUGGUGUUCAUAUGAGGAAAAUUGGAGACAUCUCAUAUUGUAUUAACUUGAGGAUCUGCAUCUUGCAUAAUAAUUUCUUAACAAAAAUUGAUGGCCUUGCAACCUGUCGUCAAUUGAUUAAGCUGGAUCUUCAUUCAAAUCAGCUUACAUCUGUACCAGGGAUUGCAUUUUGGUCAUCACUGAGGCAUCUGAAGUUUUUAUUGCUGCAUGAUAAUCCUCUAGGGAAGUAUGAAACAUUACAAAACAUUGCUACAUGUCCAAAUCUUAUGGGCCUUACAUUGUAUGAUACACCACUUGGAUUGAAGAGAAAUUAUCGGCACCAUGUUGUCAACAGUAUUUGGUCACUUAAGGCCUUAGAUCAUUAUGUUAUAUCUGAUGAAGAGAUAAUUGAGGAUGCAAUAUUUGGAGGAAGAUUUUGUACACAGAAUGAAGAAUUUAAGAUCAACCUUUGCCCACCAUGGUACGAGGAUGGAACAUUUGAAGAAGAAAUGGCUCUUUUACGGAGGACAGAAGCAGAAAUUAAUAAAAUUAUGGCUCACCAUUCACCAGUCCUGAUAAUACAAAGACACAUUAGAGGCAUUUUAACAAGAAAAAGGUUUGGCAGCUUUGGACAGAAAUCCAAAGGUUACAGAUCAGUUGAGAUGCCUCAUUCCUCUGAUGCAGUACCUCCUCCACCCUCAACUUCACCUGCAUUUACCUUAUGUAACCAGGAUUUAUCUGUAGGAACCAGUGCUGAAUUUGACACCUAUAACAAAAAUCGUAGACCAGAUUCCUCAGCACCAAGUGAUGUAACAGAAGUACACACUUCUUCAAAGGUGAAUGAACCCUACCCUACACCACAACCUCAAACACCUCGAACCCAAGAUGAAAUUGAAUCUCCAAAGAAGAAGAAGAAUUUACUGAUAAACCUAGCUAAGUUACAGUCUGGAACUUUUUCAACAUUGUAUGAUGAGGCAAUUGCCAUAGAAACUAUUUUACCAGAACUGACCUUUGAAAGUGUUUCUACCCCUGCAGAGACAAAGAGAUAUAGGAGAAGAAAGAAAUCUGAGCAGCAGAAGAGAAUUGUGAAAAGUGUAAAGCAGUUUUUUGGACCAGUUGUGGAGUCAGCAGAUCAGCAGGAACCUGAGAAAGAGAUUGAUGAUGACACACCUUUAACACAAUAUCGUCUGAGGGGUGUCCGUCCAGAAACAGGAUAUAUUGAUGCUAAAACUCAACUCAUUUUAUCUAACCAGGAAGCUGGGAGGAUGGUUAGGGAUGCUGAAGAUGAAAUACACAUAAGAACUAAUAAUAUGCCAAGACCUAAAAUUUCACCAAGAAAAAACAUUAACACUGACCAAAGAAUUUUUGCUCGUGUCCACGGCACUAUGGGUAUUUCUAGUUUGCUAGCUGUGCAUCAGGCUUAUAGAGAUAGAGAAAAAGCAGAAAGAUCUGCUGCAAGAAUAGAAAACAUUUUAAAGUUACAUGAUGAAAAAGAUCGAGCAAAGGAAAGAAUUAGAUUGUUUAAUGAAGAAAAAAGAAACCAAGCUUUACGAAAAAGAGACCAAGAAAGAGCUAAUAUGUUAGAAGCUUUAGAAAGACGUGAAAUUAGAAGGCUAAGUUAUUUAGAUAAAAGGCAUGAUAUUAAAGCAAGGUCAUCAGAAAUGUCAAGAACAUUCAAAGCUGACUUUACCUUUAUUACAGAAUUCAGUACCCAGCAUACAUCUGUAUCAAAUGCUUUAAUGCGACAUGACAAACAAACAAAACAGGAAGAUCGUGUUGCAGCAAAAUCAGAUUUGGUUUCGAAUUUGAAAACAACAAAACAAGACCAAUCAGAAAUAGUUAAAAAGUACCUAGAGCAUCGUCAGCUAAUGAGGCAGACAGAAUCAUCAUUGGCAAAAAAUGAACUUGAUUCCAGGAUGCUACAAGAAGCAAAUGAAAGAAUCAUGGAAGCGAAAACAAGGGUAGCUCAACAGAAGCAAAGAAAAGAGACUGUUAAAACCUUUUAUCCUCUCCCUCAAACAGUAACUCCUGCACCAAAUAUAGACAGUUCUGAUAGGCUAUCAGCACCUCCUCGAUAUACUCCAGGUGCUACUCAUUAUGAGGCAAAUGCUUUACUAGCAGAAGGACGGAUUGGAAAACACCAUACAAUGAUUUUAUGAGAUCAUACUUUACCCUUCCUUUCAUGUAUUGUGCUCAGAUUCACCUUACUUUGUUCAUGAUGAGCAAACUGUGCAUACAUUCAAGUACCAAAAUGAGUGCUCACUUGAAAUUUGGUAAAUAUUGUGAAAGUUAAUUUCUCGUACAGGUAUGAUUUUUUUAAGAAUUCAUGCCAGGUGGAAGAGUACAAUAAUUUGCUCUUAUAUUAAUAAAAAAGAAAAAUCUUUCAAUCAUGUGAGAAUAACCUCCAUGUUAAAUUUAAAGUAAAAUAAAUCACCAAAAUAACACGAAAUGAGAAUAUUAAAGAAAAUUGAUACAUGUGUAUCUUUAGUCGUACAUUGCUAUCAUAUUUGUUGUAUUUAUCAGGGUACAUAUAUAUACUUAUUUAAAGUCAAAACUUAUAUUUAAGCAUUGAAUUUUCGUAAUGAAUAGUCCUUAUUAAAAAAAAGUUUGAUUAAUUAUGAAAAUAAGAAGUUAAAACUUUUCAAACUUAAGAGCAUAAUCCAGUGAAAAAAAUUAAAGAUAAUUUUUCUCUUAUGAUCAAUUCUAAUUUUUAUUGGGAUGUAGAGAUGAUGUAUCACUCUUACUUGGAUGUGCAAAUAUGAUUAGCUUGUGAAAGGCAUAAUGUGUUUUGUAAAAUCAGUAUUGUUUGACUUUUUAACAAAAAAUUACCAAAAUUAUAAGAAUUGACUCUCAUUAUAUUUUCAAAAUGCAUCACAUAUUGACCAACCUAUUUCACCAAACUAAUAUAAUUUAACUGUGAUUAGUUAAUUUUCUAAUGAUUAAUUUCUUUCUUUCCCAAAAAAUGAGUUCAGAAAUUUAAAUUAAAAAAAAAUGUCUGCCUUUACAAGUUUCAAAAUAAGUUGAAUGAAUGUGAAUAAUCUAGAAUUUGUUUUUUUUUGUUCCUAUAAAAGUAGAUCAAUAUUUAAGGAUAAAAAAAUCUUGCCAAAAUCAAGCUUUAAUUGAUAUAAUUAGUGAUAGUAUGUUUUACAUUGUAUGAUUAAGAUAGUCAACUACAUACAUUUUGUCAGUUGUUCAAUCUCAAGCUUAUUCAAAACAUUGUAAUUGUUGGCCAUAGCAUAGGUAUUAGGUUUAGAAAAACAUAUCUUACAGUUGUCUUUGGAAAGCUUAAAGUCAAAAUCAAAUUGACAUUUUUUUUUUUUUUUAAUUACAAAUUACCGGUAUGUUGUUUUUUUCUUUAAUUACUAUGGGAAAAUCUUUCAAGAGAUUUAAAACUUUGUAAUGUUCAAAUGAAUUCCAUAGCUGUCAAGACUUGAUAGUGAAAUGAUUUAUGGACAAUUUUGUAUUGAAGUCCAAGAUUUAUAUGUUGUCACUCAGAUUUUUGUAUUCUUAAAGGAUAUUAUCACAAUAUAAUCAUUUUGUGCUGGUACGACGUUAAGCAAUCAUCAAUCAUUGUAAGGAAACUGGUUUAUUUUAUCAGUUUUAAACUUAAACAAAUGUUGUAGGCCAUGGAAAUGAUAUGUUUAUUGAUUCUAAAGAAAAUAAAAAUUCACACCAGGUUAUGCUUUAGUGUUUAUUUUUUAAAGUUGUAAUUUAAAGCUUUUAAUAGUACAUUUAUUUAACUGUUUAAAGUACCCUAUGAAUGUUGUCUACUUUGUUGUAUUGAAGUACUUUAAUAUUAUCUGAUUAUUACUCUUGUCAUAUUGAAAAUCAGUAUAUUACUCAAAUCUGCAUAAUACAUAAUGUAGUCCAAUAAUCAAACUUUUAUUUUUAAAUACCAUCAACAUCACCAAUCUACUUGAAGAUAAUUUUGUAUACGUUGAAAAUUGUCUAUAAAUAAGUCAAUCAGUGAGCCAAAAUAGGUGAAAUAUAUGUCAAAGUUCAUAAGUGUGCAUGUUCUUAUGUAAAAAAUUACAUUUGUAAUAUGAUUAAAUUAUGAAUUUUAUUGAGAACGGUAAUUUAUUUUACAAAAUUUAAAAAUGGAGAAAUCAUUGUCAUAUUUUAUUUUCAAGCUUCAUUGUUUUCUUCACCUAGCAUAUGUAGCAGGAUAGUAAAUGAAAUACAAAACCAUGAACGUAAUUCCUUUUUAUCAUUUAUAUUUUUAUAAGUUCUUUUUAUAAAGACCUGCAAACCAAGGUUAUUUUAAAAAAAAAUUUUUGGAUUUGAAAUUUUGAUCUAAUGCAAGAUUUUGUGAUCUCAUUUUGUUUUGUUUCUUUCAUUUGUUACACAUUUUCUUUGCAUGCUCACAAAUUCAGUUUUAUUGGAUACAAGAUUUACAAUAAUAAUGUAGACUAUUGUACUUCUAUCAUUUUAUCAAGUGAAUGCUGUUACUCUGGCAAAUGAAUUGACCAAUGUCCAUUGCUACUGUAGUGUAUAUACACUUAAAAUCUCUAAACAGUGGUACUUAUAUGACUGCUAGACCACCAUAGGUUACUUGGAUUUUUUAAAAACAAUCAUACAGUCUUUUUGACUUAUUAGAAUACUGCAUUACUGAAAUUGUUAUUGGUGCUUCCUGUAUAAAGCCAUAAUAGCAUUUGAUAUUGAUAUAAGUAUUAGUAACCAUUAUCACAGUGCCUUAUUCAUUGAGCUAUACGAAUAAAAAUUUAAAAAAAAAAACAUGAUUAUUUUUAACCCUGUAUUCUUAAGUCUUAUGACAUUCUCUUUUUUCCCCUUGAUAUUAUACAUUCCAUUGUCCUCAUACAUGUCAGAAUUUGUGUGAAAUACUAUUGCAGGCCUAUAUAUCAGGAAAAAAACAUGUGUACAACCAAAUUGUUUGUUUUGUUUGUUAACUAUUAAUGACUGGUUGUAAGUAAAACAAUGUUUAGUAACACACUGGUCUGUUUUCCUUUAAUUCAAAUAUGAUUGUUUUUGUCUUGCCUUCUACAAGAAGCAAUAGAGGGAGAGGCAUAGAAAUUACUUUUAUGGUUGCAUUGUAGUAGACAUUUGUGAAUACUUUGUGACUAAUUCCUUCUUUCACACAGGUCAAUCAAAAUUUAAAAAAAAUGUAUCUUAUGAUGUGACCUUCUCAGUAUGUCAUUGCCCCUAAUUUUAGCCUAAUUUUCUUGCUUUAGUCAUCAGGUUUAUAAUUUUUAGGAUUCUGUUUAUCAGUCACUUUAAAUGCUAGAUCAACAAUACAUGUAUUUCUGGUUAGAAGUGUAUGUCGGUCUGAUAUAUAUAUCUUAUGGCAUUGAUAUUUUUGUUAUGCUCCAUUGCUAACAAGAUUUUUUAUGUUUAUUCAUUAUAAAGAGUACUCGACUUGUAACUAGAUGAAUGUCAUUUGUCCUUGACCUCAAUAUCAUAGUCUAGUGAUCUUCCCAAUAAUUUUUAUAGUGGUGUUCAAUUAGAACAGUUGACAGGCCAGAAGUUUUUGUGUCUUGUCAAAUUAAUGCAGGCGCUAACUAUUUUCUUUGUUUUGUUAAAAAAAGUUGUAUUUCAAUUGUUACAAAAUAUUGUAAAUAUGUAUAUAAUAGUUCAUUAACAAAAUUGUACUCAUUUUACUUGUUUAUGUAUUGUGUGUUAGAUUAGUAAUUAAUGUUAGUCAAAAUAACUUCUAGUCUAUUUAUAUGUAUAUCAUAUUUAUGAGUGAUACCUGCUUAAAUUUAUAUUUUUGCUGAAAAUUGCAGACAAGCAAUAUAUUUUAUCAUUGUGAUUUUAUUUAGUGCAGGCUCUUUUUUUUAUACAAUAUCAGUAGACCUUUAACAAACAUUUAAAAUUAUUGAGUUAAUAGAUGAUAUUAAAUUACAAAAAUUAAGUAUGGAUUUGUAUCUCAAAAGACAAUUAUAACUCAAAGUUUUAAGUUUGAGUUAAACUUGAACAAUACUUUUUUUUGUACAAGGCAAAAGCUCAUGGCAAAUAAGUUUAUCAUUACACACCUAUUUAACAUAAGUAUAAAAUCAUAUUUAAAAUUGAACAUUUCUAUUACAAUUUGCUGUAAUCACAGUUGUGUAAUUACUUAAAUUUAAAAGCAUUUUAGUUUCAGUUCUGUUGAAAUUGGAAUACAAAGUUUAUGCUCAAUAUACCUAGUAAUAGUCUACUGCAAAGUAUUAAUGUUUUGAUAUAAAUUAAACAAAAAAAUAUCUACAAAAUCUCAUUUACUUUUUACAAAUUUUUCUGCAUGCUGAAAAAAAAAAGGGGGGGUGGGUAUUUUAAGCUAACCACACACAUGUAAAAAUAAUGAUGAAAUUUUGAAUUUUAUAAAAUAUUUAGUCCUGAAAAUUUUCAGUACAAUUAUCAUGCUCAGACUCAGAAAUCAGCCAAUCAGAAUACUGGAUUUGGUGUUCUGAGUACAAAUUUUGCAUGCUCAAUUCAAAAUAUGAGAAUUUUCAGUUUCCUUUCUCUUGUUAAGGUAAUGGAGAGCACAAAUUUCUCAAGUUAUUUACAAAUGUAUCUAAACUUUAUUUGCAUCAUAGCACCUCAUUAUUAAUUUGUGAUCUACAUAGUUUGAAUGUACACCAUUGUUGUAUGGUUUUUUUAAUCACUGUGAUACAAUUGUUUUGUUUUAAGUUAUUUCUUUAUCUUUCUCAGCUUUUUUAUAUUGUUUAUUUUUUUAAUAUUUGUAAAUAAACAAUUUUAAAUUAA